Molecule: messenger RNA, 1921 nt
Organism: Cladocopium goreaui
Lineage: Eukaryota; Dinophyceae; Suessiales; Symbiodiniaceae
Source: the annotation of a GenBank genome assembly
GCAUGAACUGCCUGGGGUCACAACUGCUGCAGAAGACCGCAGCGAGAAUGUUGCGAAUCAGGACACAUUGCGACGGCGGCAAAGUUGUCGUGGAGCAGCUGAGCAAGGUUACCUUGGUGGGCAGUCCCCAUGUUUGGGGUCACAAUUGCGUUGCAAAGGCCCCACUUUGGGAGUUUCAACACGGUCUGGUGAGGAUUCGCCUUCGAGAAAAAAUUCAAACUCGCCAGUUAAUGCUGUCUCCAGGUGGCGUACCCACAGGAACGCUAUGCUGGCUGUCAAAGAUGAGGAACUGGAACAUGCCAUCCAACUCGGAGCAUACUAUGUUGAAGACGCUGCAGAGGGGCGAUUGGACAAUGGCCUGGCUUCAAACUUUAAGUCUGGAAACAAACUGAAACUGAACUGCUGCCUGGUGCAGACUCACAUUGUUUGGCAUGUCAUGCUGAUGACUGCCUGCGUUUUGCAUUCUUUGCUAAUCGUCUUUGAGCCCCCACCAUCGCAGCGAGUAGCAAGCACUCGAGGUUGGAUCAAUGCUGCAGAGAUUUGUCUCAUGUUUCUCUAUGUGGCAGACAUCCUUCUGAAGGUGGCAUAUAUGGGAGCUGGUACCUUCCUUUCACUGAAAGGCUCCAAAGUCUGGCAGACCACAUAUGCGGCCUUAACGACACUUCUUCUGAUUGAUGCUGCCAUUGCACCAACCACUCGAUUUUCACGGCCUCUACGGCCAAUUAUCCUGGUUCUUAGAUCUCGGAGCAUUCGAAACUUUUACACGACCGUCCUCAGAAUUUGUCCAAGUCUGCUGAAAGUGUUGGGAUUGUUGCUUUUUAUUCUCAUGGCCUCGUCAUUUGGAUUGGCUCGUCUACUUCGUGGAAGCGGAAGUCAAUACUUCAAUAGCUCAGUGGCCACUUUUAAAGAGAUGGCAGUGCUCUUGCUGACACAGGACAACUACAAAGAACUUCUCAAUGAUCUCAUGAGUCACGGCGGACUUGUUUCUCUGCUGGUGUUUUUCACCUUCGUUGUCGUCGGUAUACUUUUUUUGCUGCAGCUGAUUUUGGGCACCGUUAUUGAUACGUACAUGGAGGAAGCCCAAGAGGAGCUCAGGAGCAAGCGAGUCAAACAAUCCAAAGGUUUGAUGCGGGCCUUUUCGGUGCUGGACUUUCGAAACGAAGGAAAACUUCGGCAGAAGGCGUUUGAACGGUUGUUACAGAAGCUUCGGCCUUCGGAUUCGCCCUUUGAGCGACAUCUGAAGUUCAGUCUUCUGUCCAACAAGUACAAGUCCAUGGUGCCGCUUUCUGCUAGCUCCGGUCCAUCCUCGCCAGCGCGAAACCGUUUGGAGGACUUGUCGCCCUUGGCUCCAGCUUCUCCUCCAAAGCGACCAGUUUUGCCGCAGCUGCCGGAGUCUCCUCUUCCUUUUCAGCCUUGGAGCAAUGAGCCCACGGUCGAUCCUAUUGAUUUCCUGUCACUUCACACAGCUGCUUGUUGUCAUUUGGUCGUUUGUCAUGUUUUGUCGUGUCUAUUUGUGCUGAUUGAAGCAGAUGGCAUUUCGUUCCCAAGCAUCGAGCUGACCGUAUGCUUUCAUAUCACAAAAGGUAGCCUAGGCUACCUGAGUUCAAUGUACUUUAGUAUCUUUAGUACUGGUGGCUGGGUCUCCCCCCUCCCCCAUUCGAUUCCUCCGUGGUCCGUGAAAUUUUCUCUCAUCCCAUUCGCUCAUUCCAGCAGUGUUACGAGCUCUUCUCCCAAUAAUUGGCUCCAACCAUUAUUCAUCACCAGUUUCGUUUAUUUCUCAUGUUUUCUUUGCAUCGCUGUUACCGUAGCACUCCUUCACACUUUCCCCUCUUCCUUUUCCUUAUUUUCUGUCAUAUUAUUUGUUCGGCAAGCCUCUUCUUCAGUUCCGUUUUUGAUUCAAUUUCUUUCAAUGUACCUUUGA